Messenger RNA from Chironomus riparius, 441 nucleotides. Lineage: Eukaryota; Metazoa; Arthropoda; Insecta; Diptera; Chironomidae. The record is from the annotation of a GenBank genome assembly.
CUUUUGUCUAUGUAUGUGGUACAAUCAACAAUAAAAUGUUACUCUGUAAAUGUGCGUAUCUUUAUAUAAAAUUAAUGCAGAAGGGAUGCACGAUCGUGUACGAGGGAGAGGAAAAUCAACCUUUAUGUUGUUGCAUGCAGGACAAUUGAAGAUAAAAAAUUCUCACAGGGUUGGAAGGACAAAAAAAUGCGAUUGUGGAAGUCAUUGAAGGUGGAUGAAUGAAGCGAUUUUCGGAUGAAUUUGAUUUUGUUGCAACAUUAUGAAACAAUUGUCAGAUGUGUGAAUAUUAUUGAUACCCAAAUGUCUUCAUAUAUCAUCAUAUUUUUUGGAAAUUUCAAAUAUUUCUAAAAAAAAUAUUCAAGUCUUGAUGCUUAAGAAUUGACCAAAUGACGUUUUUAAGAAUCUGAAAACACUUUGAACCAAAGUGACAUCAAAAUUGCU